Messenger RNA from Microstroma glucosiphilum, 1217 nucleotides. RefSeq lists its product as hypothetical. The coding region runs from base 281 to 898 and encodes 205 amino acids. The transcript is spliced from 2 exons. Lineage: Eukaryota; Fungi; Basidiomycota; Exobasidiomycetes; Microstromatales; Microstromataceae. The record is from RefSeq and is a predicted model, not a curated record.
UCCUCUACAGCCCCCGGCAACAUUGGGCUCGCCGCUGUGUGACUGUCUCCACAAGGGCCACUCGCGCCUGACUGCUUGCCGCCGUCGCGUGGCAGCGGAGCGGGAUGAGCAAAUGGCAGGCCAAUCUCGCCUAGGCUACUCCACAAGGCCCGAGAGACUCUAGGCCUGGAGAUGUUCCCACGCUGGGCGAGCAACACCCGAGGUUGCAACGCAUCUGCGACCAAGCAACAGUCAGAGACGAAGCGCACCGUCGCAUCUCCUUCUUCUACCAGUGCCACUCAUGGCCCUAGCGGCCAGCCUCCUGUUAGGCGCGGCCAUUCUCUUGGCCCUUGCCGGCCUCUGCUUCUCCUUCCUGAUUCUCGUGCGGAACGUCGAAGGCGAUCUUCCAAGGGCCCGGACCUGGGCUAGGAAGGUAUAUUUCGCUUCGGCUCUUCUAUCCCUCCUUCUUGCGUACAGAGGCUCCCUCCCUCUUAGCGUGUUGGCCCUCUCGCUCCUCCUUAGCAUGACUUUCGUUCUUUCCCUGUCCGGCAAGCCGUCAACCUACCUUCUACUCUUCUCACACCUAGCCCUUCCCCUCAUAGCUCACUACUUUCUCCUCUCACACCUCUCGCACCACACUUUUCGCUCCCAUCAAGUACAUGCCGCCCCUCGUCUUCCUGGAGGGCGCGUCUCUUGGGAUAUCCCCGAUGAGCACGUCGCGGCCGUGCAGGCAGGCGAGCACGAGGUACACUCAGUGGCACAGACGGUGACCUACUUCAUCGUCUUUGUGUGGGCGCAGACGUACGUUGCCUGGGCUAUGUGGAUGGGAGCUGAAGGAAGGCAGAGGUGGGGGUUGCCCUUUGUGUCUUUCGCUACUGAGAGAGAGGGAGGGUCAGAAGGACGUCGGAAGGACAAGUAGCAACUGUGAUAUCGCAAGAGGCAAUUGAUACAGAAAACAUAGUCAUUGGCAUCCUGAAAGCGUUCGUUAUUGAGCAUGGGAAAUUCUACAAUGCAGUGAGAGUGACCAAGAGAGAGCAAGGAGGCAAUGAACGAGAACUGAGACUUGAAGAACAGGCGAAGAGGAUGCACAGAGGUAGUGUUGAUGCGACUGACCUUUUGGAGGCACUUCGAGAGCUUCUCAGUCUGACCGCCUGGCGUCCCCAUCGCCCUCUCCAUCGGCCUCCUCAUCCUGUCCCACGGGCUCGUAGCCUCCACCAGGCUUCUCUGCGCCUCUUCCG